AUAAAGUCCAUCUCCCAGUUCCGUCCCGUCUUCUCAAUCUCCCGGCCCGUCUCACAGCAUAAACCUUCCUCAUCUCUUCGACCAUUUCCUUGUUUCCAACUCUCGAUUCGAAUCGCUGCUUUUCAGAAAACAUUGUUCAUCCAUCCUCAUCUGUCUCUCAAUUUCAUAUUUAGUAGUACCCGUCACCCACGUUAGCUCUGCAUCUUUGUCUCGGUCAAAGAAGCACCACCUCAACCACCCCAACCCCAUCGCAGCGCGUUUAAGCGCCGUACCUAUUCUCAGCUCAAGGAAUUGCUCCACACACCAAUCCCGUCCCCCGGUCUUGUCUCUAAACGGCCCGCCGCGUUCCCCAUUUCCCAACCGGAGCCGACGCAACCUGCCUGUUUCCCUCCAAGGAAGCGAUCUAAGAAAAGAAAUCACUCCAAUCUCUUAUUCCGGCCCUCGUGCGUGUGUCGUGCAUAUUUUCGGUGUGGUGGCCUGGUUGCUACUGCAUAUAUCUUUUACCCUUCUCCCGCCUACUACUCGCGUUUACACAUCUAAUCACCCAUCCAACACCCGCGGAUCACCACCCUCUUCUCCUCCUCCAACAGCCACCCAGUCAACAGCCAACAUGCUCGCCAAGACCUUCCUGUUGCUGGCCUCCCUGGCUCUCGUCUCCGCCGCCCCGGCCAAGAGACAAGCCGGCUGCGUCUCCAAACCCUCGGCUCCGACCCUCCCCGUCAACGGCAAUGGCGUCGAACUCCCCGCCCCGGCAGCAGACCUGGUCCUCAAGCACAUCGCCCUAGGCCACGGCAUCCAAAACUACACCUGCACCUCCGUCAACGCGACCGCCAUCACCGCAACGGCAACCGGCGCCCUCGCAGGCCUCUACGACGCGCAACCCCUCUACCCCGCCACCGGCCCCGCCUCCCUCGCCUCCGUCGACAUCUUCAACGGCCUCACCACAAACGUAGUCUGGUCCACCCCUCUGCCCCUCACCUCCGACGGCACCUCCAAAUUCGGCGCCUCCGCCACCUCGCCCUUCCCCGCCAAAGCCGACCUCGUCAUGCCCGGCAUCGCGCCCAUGAAGCAGCUCGGCGUCCACUUCUUCGACAACACGGGCGUGCCCACCUUCCAGGUCGGCGAGGAUCUCUUCAGGGGCGCAAAGCUCAACGGCACAAAGGCCCCGGCCUCCGCUGACGUCGGCCCGGAGAAGACUGGCUCCGUCGACUGGCUUCUUCUCGGCGACAAGGGCGGCAGCAAGGGUGUCACCGCGGUCUACCGCGUCGUCACGGCCGGCGGCGUCGCACACCAGUGUACCACCCCCGGCGCCACCGACAGCGUCCCGUACGCGGCGUACUACUGGUUCUAUGGUCCCAAGGCAUGAACAGAGAGACCUGAAUCUUUCACUGGGAUGACUUUCUAGGAUGAGUCUGGCGUUUAAAAAUCUAAAUCGGUGUUACAACGGCGUUCAACGGUUCUCGGAUACCGAGGUUUCUUUUCACAGGCCCCGGAACAUACUUUUCUUCUUCAUCAUUCACUCACCAAAAUCAUAUUUGGAUCAUAUACCCCCGGCACGGACGGAUCACGGGUUCGGGCUCACUUAAGACAUAAUAUGGCUAUUUACUUACUCCACUCGUGGAGGGGAAAGCAUCGCAGAUAGAUGUUGGGGCUUCAUAUGCUGUCACUCUCACUUUUCUAUUUUCAACUGUAUCUACUUUGGCGUUUGACGGUAUAGAGUCUCAUCGGUGGCAAACAAACUACUUAUUUACAUCUCAC
This is a messenger RNA of Colletotrichum scovillei, 1758 nucleotides long. RefSeq names its product malate dehydrogenase. Bases 611 to 1366 code for a protein of 251 amino acids. The transcript has 2 exons. The record is from RefSeq and is a predicted model, not a curated record. NCBI's taxonomy places the organism in Eukaryota, Fungi, Ascomycota, Sordariomycetes, Glomerellales, Glomerellaceae.